Xylaria bambusicola is the source of this 2730-nucleotide messenger RNA. RefSeq names its product outer membrane protein Iml2/Tetratricopeptide repeat protein 39. The record is from RefSeq and is a predicted model, not a curated record. Lineage: Eukaryota; Fungi; Ascomycota; Sordariomycetes; Xylariales; Xylariaceae. Gene Ontology annotation, cellular component: cytosol; mitochondrial outer membrane; nucleus. Gene Ontology annotation, molecular function: protein binding. The transcript is spliced from 3 exons. The coding region runs from base 199 to 2355 and encodes 718 amino acids.
CUUCCAGUCGGCUCAUUCGGAUAUUGUUACUCUUGAAAAUACCUUAUCGAACAUCCGAGCUAUUGCAUUGGACCCUUCAUAACUAGGUCCUGUCUUCUCGGGUGUCGGGGAACUCUACACCGACGUAAGAGCACGCGAUAUUACGCUCAUGAGCAGACGCUGUACAUUUUACGUCGCUUCACUCACCGGCGCUCCGACAUGAGUCUACUCGGCGGCUGGUUUCGGGGCUCUACCCCAAAGUCAAGCAAGAACUCCAGCCCAGGUACCUCGCAAGUUGACCUCCGAGCUCAGACCGUGGCCCUUCUCCAAGAUGCCAUUGCCGGCGCUGACCGCAUCAUGAACGAUGAUAUAGAUGGGGCUGAAGAACACCUGAAGCAGACUAGCUCAACGUUUCAUUCAUUUGGCAUGAGCACGUGCGUGUUCAUGAAGAGCAUUUUGGGCUUCGAGAAGUCCAUUAUGGCCGAGGCUAGUAGCCGCUUGAACGAGUGUGAGACGUCGGCCUGGAAUGAAAUCAAAAAGGCCGAAAAGGAGGCGAGCAAGUCACAGGCUGAAAGGAUCUACCCUCCUGGUAGUGAGUACCAAUUAGUACUCGCCGAGUCUUAUCUCAUGAGCGCAAUUAUCGGGGUCUUGCAUGAGAGUCUCACUGAAGGAAUAAAGAGCUUCUACAAACUACGGAAGGCCUUUAUAGCCCUCGACAGUAUCAUACAAGCCGAAAGCGCCUAUUUGAAGAAACGUGGACUACAACCUACAUCAACCCAGCCUGCAGUCAGUACUGCUAAUCCCAAGGACCAUGAGAAGAUGCCCGGUGGGUUUGACGAUGAUGAUGAACCAGAGUUCUUGGAUGCAGAAGAAUCCCACUCUGGCACACCAACACCAUUGCAAUACGCAGGUCAUCUAUCUAACGGUGAUGCUGAUGAGGCCGAAAAGAAGCUGGGUGACUUGUCUUUAAAUGGGGAGAGCAAUUCAGAAACGAAGGAUAUGCCCCGCGAUUUGCCUUCCCGCGACGGCUUCGAGAGUGGUCCUGAUUCUGACAUCUUCACUGACCCAAUUGAUGCUUUUAUUCAUUCCGGAACAAGCAUGUGUUUUGGUGUCCUACUUCUCAUCAUAUCACUCGUGCCCCCAGCCUUCUCAAGGUUGCUCUCAAUCAUCGGCUUCAGGGGUGACCGUGAACGUGGGAUCGAGAUGCUUUGGCGAAGCUCCCGAUUCGAAAAUAUUAAUGGAGCCGUGGCCGGGCUGAUGCUUCUCGCUUACUAUAACGGCCUGUUAGGGUUUGCCGAUAUCCUUCCCUCUGAGGCAGACGUUGAGAAGGGCGCGAUUGUAGGCUAUCCAGCCGAGAGACUCUCAGCGCUCCUCGUUAGGCUACGGCGCAGGUAUCCGGAUAGCGGUCUUUGGCGGUUUGAGGAAGCCCGCAGCCUAUCAAAUAAGAGAGAUCUUACUGGCGCGCUAGAUAUCCUCAAGAACAACCACUCCAAGAUGAAGCAGGUUGCUGCUCUAAACAAUUUCGAGAUGUCUUUGGACUCGACUUACGUACGAGAUUGGUCACACGCUCGGGACGAUUAUCUUCGAUGCAUUGAGCUUAACGAAUGGAGCCCCGCUCUCUAUUACUACCUGGCCGGCGCCUCGGAACUGGAAUUGUACCGAAACGCCUGCCUCAGUAACCCGAAAGAUGAGCCGCAGAUCAACGUCCAUAAGAAAAAGGCCGAAGAGCUCUUUAAGAAGGUACCAUCUGUGGCCGGUAAGAAGAAGUUCAUGGCUCGACCACUACCAUUCGAAGAAUUUGUCGUCCGAAAAUUGAGAAAGUGGGAGGAAAGAUCGAGCUCGUGGUCUGUUGAUCUAGUCGACGCAAUCGGCGUCAGUCCAGCUCAGGAAAUGGUUUACCUUUGGAAUGGUCUUAAGAAGAUGCAACCCCCCGAGCUGGAGAGUGCGGCUACGGAUCUGUCCUGGGACCGACUCACGUGCUCGGAAGAGAUUCGUGGUAAACUCCAGGCCGAGAUAGACGAGAAGGCACUCCAUGACUUAUGCCACGCUGCUAUCCUGCGCAGUCUGAAGAAGUUCGACGAGGCCAGGGAUAAGCUCCAGGGCGUCCUGCAAAUGGAUAGAUCUGCUUUCAAAGGUUCCAACAUGGACGAUUAUAUCCCGCCCGCCGCUCACUAUGAGAUGGCUGUCCUUGCGUGGGUCGAGGGACAUACGGGAACAGCGGCUGAGACGAGGAAGAAGAUAUAUGACUGCCAAUCCUGGCUCGAUAAAGUCGCAAGGUGGGAGAGUUAUCUUCUAGACGGGAGAAUCGGCAUGCGUGUCCAGACUGGCAUGGAUACCCUUAGAUGGUACAGGCGGGACCAUGGCAUGUCUGCUUGAAGUACGAAAGAACGCGAGAUAAGUUUAGAUACAUUAUGCGUGAGGUUAUAUGGAAAGGUUAAAAACAUAGACGGUGUGACGGCUGAUAGAAUAUUCAGAAAAGCUGGUUGUGUUACUAGGUUAUGAGGCUUGGGAACGGACAUGGAUGGGGAGAAUAUGCGGCCAAUUUUCUAAGAAUGUGGCACUACGUUGGAUAUAGAAAUCAAGGCUUUCGGAUUGGAAAGAGGAACUUUAUAUACUUGGUUAUAGGAAUGGCGAGCUCUGGGGAUGGAACUUGCUUAUAUAGAAAAGGAACGAUGAAGUAUCCCACGCCCAUAUUAUCAACUUUUUCUAGAUUCAUGUCCCUGUUCCCAGAAGGUCUAGCCUUUGUCCUCG